This is a messenger RNA of Theobroma cacao (cacao), 1548 nucleotides long. The record is from RefSeq and is a predicted model, not a curated record. NCBI's taxonomy places the organism in Eukaryota, Viridiplantae, Streptophyta, Magnoliopsida, Malvales, Malvaceae.
AUGUACCCUCAUCAACCCCUUCCUCAUGGGAAUGAUCAAAAGCAAAUUCAAGAAUCCAGGGAUCAAGAUGAGGAAAAUGAAUCUUCUGAAGAUCAAGAGAGAACAAGUGAAGUUUUUUCAGAUCAACACAGAGAUGUAGAAGCGUACUCAGAUCGAUCCAUUACUGAUGCAGUAUCCUUAGAUAAGUCAGAAGAUAGUAUUGAGUACCUAGAAUUAAGUGCAGAAAUUGCAAAGAAUGUCUGUAAGGCAGCUUAUCAUGAAUUCAUGAGAAUCGCUAUGAGAGAGAGGAGUUGGUUGCCUGGCAACCCUGCAGAAGGUUUUCUUCCUGGGGAUACUGAUAUUAGCGAGUUCCGAACACGUACACCUGCUGGAAGAAAGACUGAAGUCUCUACUGCAAGUGCAAUUAUUCCAAUUCCUGCAUCUGAAAUGGCCUCCAUGAUGAUGGAUGUGAAUCAAUGGGCUAAUUUAUUUGUCCAAAUUGUCUACUGGGGAGCUGGCUAUGACUGCACUCAUGUUCUUCAACGUAUGAGAGAAGAUGAUAAUUCAAUCCAGCGCUUAGUGGAGAUUACGCCAAGUUCUUAUGCCAUUAUUGAUGUUUCAAUCUAUUAUAUUGAUCCAACUUCGAGAACCGAUAGUUUGAGGAAACCAUCAGGGGUAGUAAUCAGGGAGCAUGACCAAGAUAGUUGUGAGAUUGUUUGGGUUGAAAAUGUGGAGGUGGAUGAAGUGAGUGAAAACAUCUACUCUUCAGUAAUAAACUCAAAUUUGGCAUUCUGUGCACAGCGUUGGAUUAGUACGUUGCUACGGAUUUUGCAGCGUGAAAAUGGCGUACUUGUUCAUGAUAGCGAUUUGGUUGUGCAUGAUUCAGGUCAUGAUUCUGUGUUGGCUUUAACACAAUCCAUGAAGCGCUUCUUUAUGAGAUGUGUUGCUGACAGGCUUGAUCCAGCUGUUUUAACUGAUAUUAGUAAAAAGAAGAAACUGAAGAUCUUAGUUAACGAAGAAUCUCAAGGUAGAUAUGCUUACAUUGGCACAACUAGUUUCCACGUCAAAGCAAAACCACUCUCAGUUUUUCAAUUUCUAAAGGGGAGGAAUUUACAGUUACAGUUGCUUCGAUUCCCAAAUUCUUGGGAGCUUCAGCGGGUGUACCACUUUGUGACAAUAGAUCGCAGUAAUAGCAUUACUCUACACAGGACGACCGGAGAGCCUCAUUAUUACUGCUUGCAAGAAGCCACAGUGGACGAAUACUGCAGCUUUAUCAUAUCCAGACCAAUGAGCCAACAAAAAGUACAGCGUCAUAUUAGUUCAGGAGUUGAUAGUGGUUUUGAAGCAGGGACGAAACUAGAUGUCGACGCUUCAGGUUUUGCCAUUAUGCCUGACGGUCCAGGGGGCCUUGAAUCCAAUGGUUCUCUUAUAACCUUUGUCAUGCAACUGCUAUAUGAUCCUGAAAGACCUCGUUUACCCAGUCGAUUUGAAAUUGAAAACGAUGCUUUCCAUGAAUGGGUUGGCAUCAUAAAUGACAUCAGGGAAAACAUUGUUAAUAGAAAUGCCUGA